AUGUUCCUUCGCCCAUUAGUGGCCGCUGCCGCCCUGGUUGCUCUCGGUGCAGUCGGUGCAUCGGGGUUAUCCGACCAUGAGCAAUCUCUCGCGCCCUCCCUCAACCGCUGGCCUCGUGGGACUCAUUUGGGUGUUGACUACUACCCGUCGCAAUGGCCGGAACAAAUGUGGGAGUCCGACAUGGCUGAAAUGCGAGAUGCCAACCUAUCGUAUGUGCGAAUAAACGAGUUCGACUGGGCCAUCUUAGAACCGUCCGAGGGGCAAUACAAUUUCACACUUUUGGACAGGACGCUGGAGCUACUCGCCCGGUAUAACCUUAAAGCGAUCAUUGGCACACCCACGGCAGGUCCGCCUAAUUGGCUCACCCAAAAAUACGACGUCAGCUUCGUGGACCACACCAAUACCACAUUGCUUUUCGGAUCUCGCCGUGGCUAUAGCACAUCCUCGACCGAUUACCGUCUACUGAGCCAGAAAAUCACGCGAAAAUUGGCAGAGCGGUACGGCAACCACCCCACCGUAGCCGGCUGGCAACUGGACAAUGAGUUCGGAUGUCAUGGUACCGUGCAGAGCUACGAUCAUAAUGCCAUCAGGAGGUUCCGGGCAUGGCUGCAGGCUAAGUAUGAUACCAUCGAGAAUUUCAACGCUGUCCAGGGCCGUGUGUUUUGGUCAGACCAAUAUACCAGCUUUGAAGCAGUUCAGCCACCGUUUCUAGAAGUCUACACGCCACCGCCUGACCAUUUUCUCGAUUGGUACCUAUUCAGCUCAGACAUGACAAUCGAAUUUGCGCGGGAGCAGUCGGAAAUCCUGAGGCAAUAUGCGCCGACAAAAUUCAUUACACACAAUUUUAUGAUGGGCUUCACGGACUUCGACCAUUUCAAGUUCUCGCGUGAAGUGGGAAUUGACCUCGCGAUGUUUGACGAGUAUCCCCUUUCUGGUCCGAGUUCGUUCUCGUGGCUCUCUCUGAAAGAACAAGCAAAUUAUCUGCGCACCGGUCUACCGGAUUGGCAAGCGCUGAACCACGCUCUCUAUCGCGGUGUUGCGGGUGCAGCAUACAACAAAACAGCCGGGCCGUUCGGCGUUAUGGAGAUGCAACCCGGCGUUCUAAACUGGAGUCCUUACCGGGUGUCUCCCUUAAGAGGCAUGGUGCGACUCUGGACACACGAGACGUUCGCAGAUCUGGGCGAUAUAGUGUCAUAUUUCCGCUGGCGUCAGGUCCCGUACGGGGCAGAGCAAACGCUGUCCGGCCUGUUUACCUCGGACGAUACCCAAGACGAAGGCUUUGUCGAGCUGCAGACCGUGGUAAACGAAGAUCUACCGGUGUUAAGGAAUGCAAUCAAUAUGGAUCAAGAACAGGAGCCCCAAGCAGAUGUGGCUCUUAUAUUCGACUACGUCUCUUCCGCGGUUUGGGCUAUCGAUCCGUACAGCGGGGAUUGGAGCCCCAGUGACUCCAGCUAUACGAACCCGACCGUCAGCUAUAUGGACAUCGUCUAUAACUUUUAUUCUGCUCUCCGCCGCCUCGGUCUUUCUGUUGAUAUUAUUAGCCCCGACCAACCGAUUCACGGCUAUAAACUCGUGGUCGUGCCAAGUUUACCCAUCAUCCCCAAAGCAUUCAACGAAGCACUAGCUGAGUACAGUGGCCCAGUCGUUUUUGGGCCUCACACUGGCUCUAAAACAGCCACGUUCAGGUAUACUCCUGGUCUUAGCCCCUCGAAAGGUCCGCUCCGUGACCGCCUGCCGAUGAGAGUCACUCGCGUAGAGACACCGCCGACUUACGCGGAUAGUGGUGUCAACUAUGCGGGAAAGACGUUCAAUAUUUCAGGCUGGGAGGAGUGGGUUUUCUGCAAGCGGGAGAAUCGUACGAGCGUCGUGACAAUGACAUCUACCUCGUCACAUCGUCUCGGUCAGCCAGCCGCUUGCUCAAUGGAUGGGCUGCACUAUCUUGGCUUUAAUCCGUCCGUCGAGCUGCUCGUGUCAUACCUGGGUGACAUCGCUAAGGACGGAACGAUUACUGAUUUUGCGGGACGGCAGGCUAAUAGCAGCAAUGAUCUUGGGCCAACGCUGCGGUUUGCGAAAAGAGGCACCUUGCUCUGGGGGUUUAACUAUGGUUUAACACCUGCGAGUUUUCCUGCCAUCGAAGGUGCUGAGCCUCUGAUUGGUGGGGAUGCUUCUGAGAUUGCGUCCGCUGAUAUAGCUGUUUGGAGGCUGAAGAGUGCGCAGCUGUGA
Molecule: messenger RNA, 2223 nt
Organism: Penicillium riverlandense
Lineage: Eukaryota; Fungi; Ascomycota; Eurotiomycetes; Eurotiales; Aspergillaceae
Product: beta-galactosidase
Exons: 1
Coding region: 1-2223 (740 amino acids)
Biological process (GO): carbohydrate metabolic process
Cellular component (GO): beta-galactosidase complex
Molecular function (GO): beta-galactosidase activity
Source: RefSeq, a predicted model, not a curated record